AUGUCCGUCGCCAUGGCCGACCGCUCUGCCGCUUCAACUUGGCAGCUCCUCCCCCCCGCAUCCACCGUUAUUGCCGAACGCGUUGCCGAAUCUCCGCGAUCCACAGACCCGCGCCUCCUCUCGCGCGGGCGUCGAAUCAUGGAGCGCGGGUCGGACCCGCCUCCGCUCGCAGCUGACGCGGACGUGGACGCCGCCGCGACAAUUUCAGGGGUAACCUCGGAAGCCGGCCCCGCCAGUUCCGCAUGCACUCCAACGAGCCGCUCCGGCGCCAGCGGUCUCGUACGAAGCGCGAGGCGGCGAAUCCCAGCCCCCACGAGCCCGCCCAGAGCUGCGAGCAGCGAGUCUCCCAUGUCCCCUGGUUCCAUGGUCCGUGGCGCGCGGUCGGGGUCCGCAUCCGCGCCCCGGGGUGGAGGUGCGAGUCCGCCGUUCGUGGACGGGAGCGUGCUCGCCAUCCACGGCACAAGCGAGGGCGCGAUUGUUGCGGUGAGGAAGGACGCGCUGAGCCACUGCGCGCCGAGCGACUUUGCCGUCCACAUGAUGACCCCCUGCACUCGCCGCUCCCAACAGCCUGCUGCAGCCGCGCAACUCUCACCCGCCUCCGCCUCUGCCUCUGGAUCGAGCGCCGAGGCGCGGAGGCGCGCGGGCAGUCACCGGCGGUCGCUGUCGUGCCCCAGCCACGACGCCCUCAUGGCCGAGGCUCUCCAGCCGCUUCCCGCGCCCGGGCCGCGCAUGGCGCGGUGCUCGGGGUCCAGCAACAACCUCGCGCUCAUCGCCGCCGCCACCGCGCCCACACCCGCCAUGCCCUCGCCCAAUCGCCAUCGCGCCCUCUCCGCCGCCUCUGCCGGCAGUCCCCCGUCGGAUUCGCCUCCGCGUGCAACAGCCACCACGCCAGGCGCGACAGUAAACCGUCGCGUUGGCACGCGACCCAGGGGCCUCGACAGUUCCUCCUCCUUUCCCGCCGCAUGCUCGUCCCCCGUCUUCACCUCGUUCGCUCCUUCGGUCUCCACCACCCCCAUAUCACCUGUCGCUUGCCCCACGACGCCUUCGGGCCUGCCGCCUCGCUCCCGGAAACCUGGGAACUCGCACAGCAGCGCGUAUCCGCAGGCAUCUCCACGUCCCGCAUCGCUUGACGAGCCUGCGAUGUUCGCGAGUGACGGUGACCGAUUGCGUGCGACGUCGCCCACUUUCGUACGAAUUGAACCCCCGUCACAGAGCACGGCUGCCCAGAUCAUGGCGAGCAGCCCGUGGGCGCGCGAGGAGUCGCCGCGAUUAACGGCAGCAAGGGGUAGGCAAGGCGGGUUCAGCCCUGCGGUCAGCCCUAAUGCGCUCAGCCCUACUGCGUUCGCAUUCCCUCUGCAGAGUGACUCGAUACUAAGCCCUCACUCAGUGCCUGUUCUCAACCUUCCUUCGGAAGCAGGCAGAACUGGAAAGGCGUCCGCAAGCAGUCAAACGGCUGGAGUUAUGACUGCAAAUGCCUUCGCCUCUGAUGCUCGGGUUGCGCCUUUGCCAAGUGACGAGGGGAGCGAUUCGGAUGAUGAUUUCAUGGGGCUGUACGAGACGGUGGCACAAAGGAGGGCCAUGGUGUCUGCUGCACAGCACAUGCUGGCCGCCGCGGCCUCAGCCAAGCCAGGCCCCACCCAGGCUCACAGCACAGCCGCAAGUGGUCAUGGCGGGGGCUCACAAGGAGUGAGUGGGGUAGUGAGCGGCGCGGGGGAUGGGAGUGGGCGACAGGUGCAGGGACGGAGCCGGCGCAGCAUGUCUGCAGACUUCAACUUCUCUUCAUGGGCCAUGGAGAUGUACGAUACCGCCAAAGGCAGCAGAGGUGCAGAGCGGCGAGACGCCCACAAGGGGGCUAUUGCAGAAAGGUUAGAGGUGCGUGGCAGGGUGGUGGGGAGCAGGCAGCUGAGUGGCAGCAAGAAGAGUGUCAAGUUCAAUCAAGAUGUUGAAUGGAUCUGA
Closterium sp. Naga37s-1 is the source of this 1956-nucleotide messenger RNA. The record is from the annotation of a GenBank genome assembly. Lineage: Eukaryota; Viridiplantae; Streptophyta; Zygnematophyceae; Desmidiales; Closteriaceae.